Molecule: messenger RNA, 1703 nt
Organism: Phacochoerus africanus (Common warthog)
Lineage: Eukaryota; Metazoa; Chordata; Mammalia; Artiodactyla; Suidae
Gene: CLDN19
Product: claudin 19
Exons: 5
Coding region: 940-1614 (224 amino acids)
Biological process (GO): bicellular tight junction assembly; cell adhesion
Cellular component (GO): bicellular tight junction; plasma membrane
Molecular function (GO): structural molecule activity
Source: RefSeq, a predicted model, not a curated record
GCGGAGGCCGCGGCUCCUCCGCGGGCUGCUGCUCGGGCCGGGGGCAGAAGCCGGUGUUGGCUGGAGCUGCCAAGGCAGCCGGCGGGCGGAUUAAGGCGCCUGAACAGUCUGCCUGCUUUCAGGCCGAGGCCUGAGCAUCGGGGCUCCUUCCCGCCUCGCUGCCAGGCUCCUUGCGGGCUGGUGGCCCCCUCUGUCCCAGCCUUCAGGAGGACCCUCUUCGCCCCCCCCCGCCCCCCAACAGUGAGUCCCGGCGCCCCUGGUUUUGGUACACGUGACCCCAGGUGCCCAGGGCCGCCUCCCCAGCCCAGUCUCUCCACAGUGACCUCAGAGUCCUCUCCCGGAAGGUCUCCCUGACGUCUGACCCUAGUCUUACCUCCUGCAAAUUGGAAUUCCGUUUUCUUUCUGUCCUGCAUUCAGAGAACAGAAAAACCAAGGAUCAGAUCGGCCCUGCAAUACAAAGUCCAUCAUCUGGGGGCUGAUGCUUGGGGUAGGAAUUAGAAUUAAUUUUAGGGCACUUGUAUCAAGCUCCUGCAGGGGUUUCCUAGGGAAAGGCCCUGUGGGCCAGCAGGGUCACUUCCCCCGGCCCCUCCCUUCUCUAUCCCCGGGGAGGGGCACCCACCUUGGCCACGCCCCACCACACACCCCCAGGGGGCUGGGCAGGAGCUUUGCUGGGGACCUUGGCCUGGCUUAGGCUGGCUGCGGUGGGCGGGCCCCUGGCCUUUCCAGCCCCUGGGCCUCCCCCUGCAUUCUAGAGCUUGGAGCUGCCGCCUCUGCUGCUGCCACUGCGGGGCUGCCUCCUCUCCUUCUCAGCCUCUGAACACCCGCUGCACCUUCACCCCCCCACCCAGCUGCUCCUGUCACCUGGCCAUGACCUCGGCCCCCCCAGGAACCCUGACCCAGCCCUGAGCCCUUGGAACCCCCAGUCCCUUCCCCUGAGCCAUGGCCAACUCAGGCCUCCAGCUCCUGGGCUACUUCCUGGCCCUGGGUGGCUGGGUGGGUAUCAUCGCCAGCACGGCCCUCCCGCAGUGGAAGCAGUCCUCCUACGCAGGCGACGCCAUCAUCACGGCCGUGGGCCUCUACGAAGGGCUCUGGAUGUCCUGUGCCUCCCAGAGCACCGGUCAGGUGCAGUGCAAGCUCUACGACUCACUGCUCGCCCUGGAAGGUCACAUCCAGUCAGCUCGGGCCCUGAUGGUGGUGGCCGUGCUCCUGGGCUUCGUGGGCAUGGUCCUCAGUGUCGUCGGCAUGAAGUGCACCCGGGUUGGAGACAGCAACCCCAUCGCCAAGAGCCGCGUUGCCAUAGCUGGGGGUGCCCUCUUCCUCCUAGCCGGCCUCUGCACUUUGACAGCCGUCUCAUGGUAUGCCACCCUCGUGACCCAGGAGUUCUUCAGCCCUAGCACACCUGUCAAUGCCAGGUACGAGUUCGGCCCGGCCCUGUUCGUGGGCUGGGCCGCCGCCGGCCUGGCCAUCCUGGGCGGCUCGUUCCUCUGCUGCACGUGCCCCGAGCCCGAGCGAUCCAACAGCAGCCCGCAGCCCUACCGGCCCGGCCCCUCGGCGGCUGCCCGCGAACCAGUUGUUAAAUUGUCUGCCUCCACCAAGGGCCCCCUGGGUGUAUAAUGUCCAGGUCCCCAGCCUGGCUCUGUUCCCCCUGCCACACCUAGACUGUGUGCUUGAUAUUUUUUUGGAAACAGACGUUUGAACAUCCA